AUGGGUGGUGAAUUCGUCGACGAGAAGGCUGGCGCAGUCCACUAUGAGGAGUCAGCACGCAAGCACAGCGUUAGCAGUCAAGGUCGGCGACGCAGCAGUUUUGAUCAAGCCAAUCUGGCUAUGGUACUGCCAGACAAGACUCACCUUGCCGAAUCCGCCUACAAUGAUAGCAUCGAGGAUCUCCCGACCAGCUGGUUCGUUUGGAUAGUCGCCUUUACCGCAUCUGUCGCUGGCGCUCUUUUUGGUUAUGAUACUGGUAUCAUUUCUGCAGUCCUGGUCUAUCUCGGUAACGACCUCGGCGGACGCCCGACAAGUGCAAGCGAAAAGGAAGCUAUUACGGCUCUAUGCUCGGCUGGCGCUUUCAUUGGUGCCAUCAUUGCUGGACUCACGGCUGAUCAGUACGGUCGCAAAGUCGCAAUCUAUGUCGGGUGCUUCCUCUUCACAGUUGGUGCGAUCAUCCAAGGCGCAUCCUUUUCGGUCGGCCAGAUGGUUGCAGGCCGUCUGAUUGUUGGCUUUGGUGUUGGAUCAGCUGCUAUGGUCGUGCCACUCUACAUCGCAGAAAUCGCUCCAACGAAGGUUCGAGGUCGGCUCAUCGGUCUAAACAAUAUGUCCAUCACUGGUGGUCAGGUCAUCUCCUAUGGUAUCGGAGCAGCCUUUGCACAUGUUCCGCAUGGCUGGCGAUACAUGGUCGGUCUUGGUGGUGUUCCUUCUAUAAUCUUAGCAUGUCUGCUACCACUCUGCCCAGAGUCACCACGUCAACUCGUCUGGCACAACAGAAUGGAAGAGGCUGAGCGAGUUAUCCGAAAGAUCUACAAGGGAGCAUCCGAUGAGCAAGUCCGAAACAAACUGGCUCUCAUCCACCACGCGUGCGAGGAAGCCAAGGAACUCAACUACUCUCAGACUCGGUGGUCUAAGAUCAAGCAACUCCACACUGUACCGGCCAACCUCCGAGCUCUCAUCUGUGCAUGCGGGUUGAUGGUCAUCAGUCAGAUGUCUGGCUUUAAUGUAUUGAUGUACUACUCUGCUACCCUCUUCGAUAUUGUCGGCUUCUCGAACCCAGUCGCUGUUGGUCUCGUUGUUGCAGGAACAAACUUUAUCAUGACCUGGAUCAACAUGAUGUGCGUCGACCCAAUUGGCCGAAGACGAAUCCUGCUCUGUACUGUCUGGGGUAUGGCCGCAGGUCUUAUGGCUGUGGCAGUAGCAUUCAGCUUCAUCCCCAUCAACCGAGAAACUCUAGAGGUAACCAGUGACAACAUCCGAACUCCAGCUAUCGUUGUCCUCGUGUUCAUUAUCUGGUUCGUCGCAUUCUACGGUGUCUCAGUUGGCAACACAGCAUGGAUGUCGACUGAUUUCUUUGAUAUGCCUGUGCGAGCCAUGGGAACCAUGUGGCUUACUUGCUCAUGCUGGGGCAGCAACAUCAUCGUCUCAUCUACUUUCUUGAGUAUGAUGAAGGGUAUUACUCCAGUCGGUGCCUUUGGCUUUUAUGCGGCCAUUUGCGGUAUCGGUUGGGUCUUAAUCUACUUCUUCUACCCAGAAGUCUCCGGCUUGACUCUUGAAGAGAUCAAGGAGGUCUUCCAGCACGGAUUUGGUGUUCGCUAUGCGCGAAACUUGCGCAAGGAGCGAGCGGCGGAGAUUAAGGAGAGAAUGAAGAACAGCGAACGACCAUUGGCCGUUGGCCAUUGA
Lithohypha guttulata is the source of this 1683-nucleotide messenger RNA. RefSeq lists its product as uncharacterized. Bases 1 to 1683 code for a protein of 560 amino acids. The record is from RefSeq and is a predicted model, not a curated record. Gene Ontology annotation, molecular function: myo-inositol:proton symporter activity. Lineage: Eukaryota; Fungi; Ascomycota; Eurotiomycetes; Chaetothyriales; Trichomeriaceae. The transcript is spliced from 2 exons. Gene Ontology annotation, biological process: myo-inositol import across plasma membrane. Gene Ontology annotation, cellular component: membrane.